CCGGGACACGUCACCAAAUGCUUCCGCGACGUCAGGCAGCAACAGCAGCAAGCGGAACGCCAAACUUAGCCUUGAUUUUUUCGGAAACGCGAUGGAGACUUUGUACAGCAUCCCGUUCACUGUGCUCGAAUGUCCCAACGUGAAGCUGAAGAAGCCGUCUUGGCUGCACAUGCCGUCGGCCAUGAGCGUCUACGCGCUCGUCAUCCUUUCCUACUUUCUCAUCACCGGAGGUAUCAUCUAUGAUGUGAUUGUGGAGCCGCCGAGCGUGGGCUCGAUGACGGACGAGCACGGACACCAGCGACCGGUGGCGUUUCUGGCGUACAGGGUGAACGGCCAGUACAUCAUGGAGGGCUUGGCGUCCAGUUUCUUGUUCACCAUGGGAGGCCUGGGCUUCAUCAUCCUCGACCGCUCCAACGCGCCCAACAUCCCCAAGCUUAACCGCUUCCUGUUGCUCUUCAUCGGCUUCGUCAGCGUCAUCCUCAGCUUCUUCAUGGCCCGAGUUUUCAUGCGCAUGAAGUUGCCGGGAUAUCUCGUGGGAUGAAUUCAACUGUGGAUGAUCUAAUUCAUCUGGACUGAAAGCACUGACAUUGCUGCAGAAAUUAUUAAAAGUGAUAAACAACCAGCAUUGCAAAUGAAACAUGAAGUGGGAUUUUUUUGUAAUUAAAUUUUUUGUUACACAGUCCUGAAAUAAAGCUGUUUUCCGAA
Messenger RNA from Hippocampus comes (tiger tail seahorse), 705 nucleotides. RefSeq names its product oligosaccharyltransferase complex subunit (gene ostc). Bases 92 to 541 code for a protein of 149 amino acids. Gene Ontology annotation, cellular component: oligosaccharyltransferase complex. The transcript has 4 exons. Lineage: Eukaryota; Metazoa; Chordata; Actinopteri; Syngnathiformes; Syngnathidae. The record is from RefSeq and is a predicted model, not a curated record.